Nyctereutes procyonoides (raccoon dog) is the source of this 7411-nucleotide messenger RNA. RefSeq names its product ASXL transcriptional regulator 3 (gene ASXL3). The transcript is spliced from 11 exons. Gene Ontology annotation, cellular component: PR-DUB complex. Lineage: Eukaryota; Metazoa; Chordata; Mammalia; Carnivora; Canidae. Gene Ontology annotation, molecular function: peroxisome proliferator activated receptor binding; chromatin binding; DNA binding. The record is from RefSeq and is a predicted model, not a curated record. The coding region runs from base 22 to 6687 and encodes 2221 amino acids. Gene Ontology annotation, biological process: animal organ morphogenesis; positive regulation of transcription by RNA polymerase II.
GAAAAACACCCCAACUCACCAAUGACAGCGAAGCAGAUAUUGGAAGUUAUUCAGAAGGAAGGGUUAAAAGAAACAAGUGGAACUUCUCCAUUAGCCUGUCUGAAUGCAAUGCUUCACACUAACACUCGAAUAGGGGAUGGAACAUUCUUCAAAAUCCCUGGAAAGUCAGGCCUCUAUGCUCUCAAAAAAGAGGAGUCAUCAUGCUCAGCUGACGGAACAUUGGAUUUAGGCUGUGAAUCUGAACUGGAUGGCGCAGAAAUGGCAGAGACCAAUGCUAGUGGAGAAGGAGAUGAAGUUUGUGCAAAGCAGGUAACUGAUGAAGCAUCUUCCACUCGAGAUUCAAGCCUUACUAACACAGCAGUGCAAAGCAAGUUAGCGUCUUCCUUUCAGCAACACACCAAAAAGGCUCUUAAACAGGCUUUGAGGCAGCAGCAGAAAAGAAGAAAUGGAGUCUCAAUGAUGGUAAACAAGACUGUUCCUCGUGUUGUUUUGACACCAUUAAAGGUGUCUGAUGAGCAGUCGGAUUCGCCUUCAGGAUCCGAAUCUAAAAAUGGUGAAGCAGACAGUUCAGAUAAAGAAAUGAAACAUGGGCAAAAAUCUCCCACUGGAAAACAAACAAGUCAGCACUUAAAACGAUUAAAAAAGUCUGGUUUGGGACACUUGAAAUGGACCAAAGCUGAGGACAUUGACAUAGAAACCCCGGGAUCUAUUCUUGUCAACACUAACUUGAGGGCAUUAAUAAAUAAACAUACAUUUGCUUCCUUACCUCAGCAUUUUCAACAAUACCUCCUGCUUUUGCUCCCAGAAGUGGAUAGGCAGAUGGGAAGCGAUGGAAUUUUACGCCUGAGUUCUUCAGCACUAAAUAAUGAAUUCUUUGCAUAUGCAGCUCAAGGAUGGAAACAGCGACUGGCAGAAGGAGAAUUUACUCCAGAAAUGCAGUUGCGGAUAAGGCAAGAAAUUGAGAAGGAAAAGAAAACAGAACCUUGGAAAGAAAAAUUCUUUGAAAGGUUUUAUGGAGAAAAGUUGGGCAUGUCAAGGGAGGAAUCGAUAAAGCUCACUUCUGGACCAAACAAUGACGGAGCUGAAAGUUCGUGUGGAACCUCUGGCCUUCCAGGUCUUUCUACACAGACUCCCUUGGAAGAGCAACAGUCAAAAAGCAUGAAAAGUCCAACUUCUCCAGAGCCUGAUUUCUGUGAUACACUUUGUCCUAUGGUAGAUAUAGGUAAGGAUGUAAUGGCGGAAUCAGAAUCAGAAGAUAUCUUGAUCCCUGAAGAAUCCGUGAUUCAGGAGGAAAUUGCAGAAGAGGUAGAGACUAGUAUCUGUGAAUGUCAGGAUGAAAAUCAUAAGACAAUACCUGAAUUUUCUGAAGAGUCUGAAAGUCCAGCCAACUCUCAUGAAGAGCCCCAAGUUGCACCUCCUGAAGAUAACUUGGAAUCCUGUGUUAUGAUGAAUGAUGUUUUAGAAAUAUUGCCUCAUAUUGAAGUUAAGGUGGAAGAGAAAUCAGAAUCUCCCCAGGAAGAAAUGUCAGUUGUUAUCGAUCAGCUAGAAGUCUGUGACUCUCUCAUUCCUUGCACUUCAUCUGUGACUCAUGUCAGUGACACAGAACAUAAGGAGUCAGAAGCUGCAUUAGAGACCAAUACUCCAAAAAUAAAAACAGCGUCAUCUUCUUUAGAAGGUCAGUUUCCCAGUGAAGGAAUUGCUGUAGAUAUGGAGCUACAGAGUGACCCUGAUGAACAGCUUUCUGAGAAUGCUUGCAUCUCUGAAACUUCGUUCUCUUCUGAGAGCCCAGAGGGAGCCUGUACCAGCCUGACAUCCCCAGGAGGGGAAACCCAGUCCACCUCAGAGGAAUCAUGUACUCCAGCCUCCCUUGAGACAACAUUUUGUUCUGAGGUGUCCAGCACUGAAAAUGCAGACAAAUAUAAUCAGAGAAAUCCCCCCGAAGAAAACCUUCAUGCAUCUUUGAUGUCAGAAAUAUCUCCAAUAUCCACUUCACCUGAAAUAUCAGAAGCAUCUCUGAUGUCCAAUUUACCUUUAACAUCUGAAGCAUCCCCAGUAUCAAAUUUACCUUUAACAUCAGAAACAUCACCCAUGUCUGAUUUACCUUUGACAUCAGAAACAUCUUCAGUGUCUUCCAUGCUUCUCACAUCUGAGACUACUUUUAUAUCCAGUUUGCCACUUCCUUCAGAAACAUCUCCAAUUUCUAAUUCUUCCAUGAAUGAGAGAAUGAUGCAUCAGCAAAGAAAGUCCCCUUCCCUAUCUGAAGAACCGGUCUCCCCACAGAAAGAGGAAGGCUCUGCUCCUGCCAAGCCCCUGGGAGAGAGCCUUCUCUCUCAACCGAAGACUCUAUCAAAUACUCCUGAACCCCUCAAAAUGGGGUCCUCCAUUGUUCCUGAAGCAUUUCCAUCUGAAGACUUGCACAAUAAGACUCUGAAUCAGCAGCCUUGUAAAUCACAUGUUGAAACUGAAAAGUCCUACCCUGCUUCGAUUCCAGAACUUCCUUCUAUAGAAAUAAUAAAGGUAAAAAAUCAUAAUAUCCUGCAAAGAACAGAAAAGAAAGGGGCAUCUUCACCAUUGGAGCUAUCUGUCUUUUCUGAAGAAACAGAGAAUAAGGGAAAUGAGCUUCCAUCAGCUAAGUUACAGGACAAGCAAUAUGUCUCCUCAGUGGAUAAGGCUUCAUUUUCAGAAGGCUCUAGAAAUAAAACACAUAAGCAGGGGAGUUCACAGAAUCGGUUGGAGACCUCACAUUCUUCCAAGUUAUCAGAGCCCUCCAAAUCACCCGAUGGGAUAAGAAAUGAAAGUAGAGAAUCCGAGAUAUCAAAAAGGAAAACUGCAGAGCAGCACAGUUUUGGAAUCUGUAAGGAAAAGAGGGCUAGGAUAGAAGAUGAUCAGUCUACCCGGAACCUGUCAUCCAGCAGCCCACCUGAGAAAGAACAGCCUCCAAGAGAAGAGCCCAGAGUGCCACCUUUGAAGAUCCAGCUUUCCAAAAUUGGGCCACCUUUCAUUAUCAAGAGCCAGCCAGUCUCCAAACCAGAGUCUCGCACAUCCCCCAGCACGUCGGUCAGCAGUGGGAGGAAUACAGGAGCCAGGACACUUGCAGAUAUCAAGGCCCGGGCCCAGCAAGCAAGGGCCCAGCGAGAGGCAGCCGCAGCAGCUGCGGUAGCUGCCGCGGCGAGCAUCGUCUCAGGAGCCAUGGGGAGCCCAGGAGAGGGUGGAAAGGCAAGAACCCUGGCACACAUCAAAGAGCAGACAAAGGCAAAGCUCUUUGCAAAGCAUCAAGCUCGGGCCCACCUCUUCCAGAACACUAAAGAGUCCCGGUUGCCUCCGCUCAGCUCAAAGGAAGGGCCCCCAAGCUUAGAAGUCUCUUCUGCUCCUGAAACAAAAAUUGAAGGGUCAACUGGUGUGAUUAUUGUCAAUCCAAACUGCAGAUCUCCUAGCAACAAGUCUGCACACCUCCGGGAGACCACCACUGUAUUACAGCAGUCUCUUAACCCAGCUAAACUUCCAGAAACUGCCACUGAUUUAUCUGUGCAUAGUUCUGAUGAAAACAUACCCGUGUCACACUUACCUGAGAAAAUUGUUUCAUCUACCUCUUCUGAAAAUAGCAGUGUGCCCAUGCUUUUUAAUAAAAAUUCUGUCCCUGUGUCUGUUUGCAGCACUGCUAUGUCGGGAGCAAUUAAAGAACAUCCCUUUGUGAGUUCUGUUGAUAAAUCCUCUGUUCUAAUGUCUGUUGACAGUGCAAACACUACAAUUUCUGCCUGUAACAUAAGCAUGUUAAAAACCAUCCAGGGAACUGACACUCCAUGCAUAGCCAUUAUACCAAAAUGUAUCGAAAGCGCUCCUGUCCCCGUCACAGCAGAGGGCUGCAGUGUCUCGAGCCCCAUGGAUGACAAGCCGUUGCUCCUGCCCAGCAGCAGUGCAGGUCACUUAAUCCCCAGUCAGUACAACUCUGCGCCAACUCCCUCCAUUGGAAAGAACUUGCCAAACCAUCUCUCCACGAGCUCUGUCUUGAUCCCCCCAACGGGAAUUAACAGCCGGUUUCCCUCUGAGAAGAUAGCCAUGCCUGGGAGUGAAGAACAGGCCACCGGGCCCGUGGGCACCACUGUGAGAGCCGCCCUCGGCUGUAGGGAGUCAGGGGCAGUCACAGACCCUCUGGCUGCGCGACCACCUGUCGCAAUGUUUACUGGAAGCAUGCUGACGAUAAACUCUUAUGAGAGUCCUCCCAAAUUAAGUGCUGAAAGCUCGGACAAAAAUUCAGGGCCUCGAAACAGGGCAGACAAUUCUGGGAAACCUCAGCCACCUGCGGGGGGCUUUGCACCAGCAGCCAUAAACAGAUCGAUUCCGUGUAAAGUCAUCGUUGACCACAGCACCACGCUGACCUCCACGUUGUCUCUAACCGUCUCCAUCGAGAGCGCAGAAGCCAGCUUGGACCUCCCGAGCAGGUCAGUGAGGACAGAAGCCUCCAUACAGCCCAUGGUGUGUCCCCAGGUAUCUGUUAUCAGCAGGCCGGAGCCCGUGGCCAGCGACGCCGUCGAUCACAGUUCUAGUUUCAUCGCUGCUUCUGCAGCAAAGCAAGAGUGUAAUAAUAAAGCGAUGCAGGCCGCCGGUUCCAGUCUCCGAGAGGGACCCCUUGUCGUUCCAGAUAAACUAAACGAGGUGACCACUCCGAGUAACUGCUUUGCCGAGCAGGCUCGUGGCCCGACUGCUUUCAAGAGUGAAGCGGACACAACCUGUAGCAAUCCGUAUAACCCGGGCAACCGGAUUUGCUGGAAUGACGAGGGGAUGAGGAGCACAGGGCAGCCUCUGGUCAGUCACUCCGCUCCCAGUAAACAGAAAGAAUUUCUGGAGCAGAGUGGUCCGAAGGCCAUCAAAACCGAGCACGCCGGCUACUCCCACAUGUCAGAACUUCACCCCAGGAACCUCCUAACGAACGUCACUCUCCCGGUGAAGUCUGAACCUCACGAGGUGGACAAGGGCUUUAGAAUGGACACAGAAGACUUCCCUGGCCCCGAGCUGCCGCCUCCGGCCGCGGAGGGCGCCCCCGGCGUGCAGCAGGCCCAGAGCGUGAAGGCUCCCACCCCUGGCGCCGUGGACGAGCCCAUUUCCUUGGCCCCAGACCCCCUGAAGCGAGUCCCCAGUGCGGGGAGCUCCGGCUGCCGGCUGUCGUCCGUGGAGGCCAACAAUCCACUCGUGACGCAGUUACUCCAGGGCAACCUGCCUUUGGAAAAAGUGUUGCCUCAGCCCAGGUUGGGAGCCAGGCUCGAAAUUAACAGGCUUCCUCUGCCUCUUCAAACUACCUCAGCGGGGAAGACAGCAGCAGAGAGGAACGUUGUGGAGAUGCCGUCCAGCUCCCCCAAUCCGGACGGGAAGGGCUACCUGGCCGGGACCCUUGCACCACUACAGAUGAGGAAGCGAGAAAACCACCCCAAAAAGAGAGUAGCCAGGACUGUGGGGGAACACACUCAAGUUAAAUGCGAGCCAGGGAAAUUGUUGGUGGAGCCAGAUGUCAAAGGGGUGCCUUGUGUCAUCAACUCGGGCGUGAAUCAGCUAGGACACAGCCAGCCGUUUAAGCAGGAGUGGCUGAGCAAGCACUCCAUGCAGAACCGAAUUGUUCACAGCCCCGAGGUCAAACAGCAAAAGCGGCUGCUCCCCUCGUGUAGCUUCCAGCAGAACCUGUUUCACGUCGACAAGAAUGGCAGCUUCCACCCCGAUGCUGGUACCUCACACAGACAGCAGUUUUACCAAAUGCCCGUGGCUGCCAGGGGCCCCAUCCCAAGUGCAGCUCUGUUACAGGCCUCUGCCAAGCCCCCGGUGGGCUGUGGUGCGUUUGCCUUCAAUAGGCAUCUGGAACAGAAGGGGUUGGGAGAGGUGAGCCUUUCCUCCGCACCUCACCAGCUAAGGUUAGCCAACAUGUUAUCUCCCAACAUGGCCAUGAAAGAAGGUGAUGACGUGGGAGGGGCCGCACACGCCAUGCCAAACAAAGCACUGGUGCAUCCCCCGCCCCCACCCCCUCCGCCCCCUCCGCCCUUGGCCUUGCCCCCACCUCCCCCACCGCCACCUCCGCUACCUCCACCUAUUCCUAAUGCAGAAGUCCCAUCCGAUCAAAAGCAACCACCAGUUACCAUGGAAACCACUAAGAGACUUAGUUGGCCACAGUCCACGGGCAUAUGUAGCAAUAUAAAAUCGGAACCUCUUUCUUUUGAGGAAGGUUUAAGCAGCAGCUGUGAACUGGGCAUGAAACAAGUUUCCUAUGACCAGAAUGAAAUGAAAGAACAGUUAAAAGCAUUUGCGUUAAAAAAUGCAGAUUUCUCUUCCUAUUUGCUUUCUGAGCCACAAAAGCCUUUUACCCAAUUAGCUGCUCAGAAAAUGCAGGUGCAGCAACAACAGCAGCUCUGUGGAAAUUAUCCAACAAUACACUUUGGUAGCACGAGCUUCAAAAGGGCAGCAUCUGCAAUUGAAAAGUCCAUUGGGAUUUUGGGAAGCGGCUCCAGCCCUGCCACGGGCCUGCCCGGUCAGAACGCUCAGAUGCCCGUUCAGAACUUUGCCGACAGCAGCAAUGCGGACCAGUUGGAACUGAAAUGCUCUUGCCGGCUGAAAGCCAUGAUUGUGUGCAAAGGCUGCGGGGCCUUCUGCCAUGACGACUGCAUAGGUCCCUCCAAACUCUGUGUAGCUUGCCUGGUUGUGCGGUAAGAGCCGAGGAAAGAUGCAGUAUCCCUUUUCAACACGGAAAAGCCAAACGGCGUCAGCAGCAACAAAUUGAAUAACUCAGUGGUUAAUAUCGUGCUAAUUUAUUUUACUUUGGAACAGAUUCUCUUCUCUCUCUGGGAUUCUUUACUUGCAUUUCCCAGAAAGGGGAGAUGGUGUCCCAACCAAGUGGCUCAGCAGCAUGUCUUUUACAUAUUAAGUUGCCAUUCCCAGCUCUGGAAAAUUUCUGUCCGAGUGUAUACAGGUCACUGCCCCAUUUGUUUUUUUUUUUUCUUUUUUAAAUCCAGAUGUAGAUAGGAAAAGGACAUUUUUAAUUACUUAAUGCUAACCAGAAAUGCAGAUGUAGAAGGAGGAUGGUACAAGUGACUUAAAGUGGUUGGUUAUUCAUUCUUCUGUAGAUUAACCAUUACAACAAGGGUUUUCACAGUUGACUCUUCUGGACCUACCUUGACCACAGUGAUUAAAUCAUAUUUGGAAAGGGGAAUCUGAUUUAAGUGUAUGAUUCCUUGUAUUUGCUCAUAUCACAAAAGAUACAUUAAAGGAGGUAUGCCAUUAAUGAACUCCACUGUCCUUCUUCUCUUCCCUCCCUUUUUACUCUUUUCAGAGACUGGCAGCAUUUCUGGAUCUGCCUUGGACAUUGCGCACACAUUGUAGUGAAAUGUGUCUUAUACCUGAAAUUGCAGUGUGGGCCCUAUGCCCAGUAAUCUGG